AAGAUGUUAGCAACAAUUGCACGUCGUCAGGCAUUGAAAGAUUUAGUUCCACCAAAGAUUGCUACACCAUCAGCAGUUUCUGGUUCAGAAGCUGGCGCUAGAAUGAGCUCCGUUAUUGACUUUUACAGCAAAUUACCAAAAGGUAACGCAACCCAAAAAGCAUCAGGAAUUAAAGGUAAAUACUUUGACGGUCAAAACUCAUCACGUACACCUUUACUCGCAACUAUUGGUGGAUUAUUCUUAAUCGGAUACACACUCGAUUGUGAGUUACACUUAGAGCACCACAAGAACAACCACCACUAGAUUUUAUUGGCUUCUUGUCCUUGACGAUGAAUAGU
Messenger RNA from Wallemia mellicola CBS 633.66, 338 nucleotides. RefSeq names its product hydrogen-transporting ATP synthase. The record is from RefSeq and is a predicted model, not a curated record. NCBI's taxonomy places the organism in Eukaryota, Fungi, Basidiomycota, Wallemiomycetes, Wallemiales, Wallemiaceae. The coding region runs from base 4 to 303 and encodes 99 amino acids. Gene Ontology annotation, biological process: proton motive force-driven ATP synthesis. The transcript has 3 exons.